Nematolebias whitei (Rio pearlfish) is the source of this 1039-nucleotide messenger RNA. It is a transcript of the gene mtfr2, whose product is annotated as mitochondrial fission regulator 2. The transcript has 7 exons. The record is from RefSeq and is a predicted model, not a curated record. Gene Ontology annotation, biological process: mitochondrial fission; aerobic respiration. Lineage: Eukaryota; Metazoa; Chordata; Actinopteri; Cyprinodontiformes; Rivulidae. Bases 1 to 1032 code for a protein of 343 amino acids. Gene Ontology annotation, cellular component: mitochondrion.
AUGUCCUUAGUUGAUGAUAUUCUGGAUGUGCUGUGCAUGGUCCUGGAGUAUUUUGGUGUACAUCCAGACAUGCUGGUUCCUGUGUGGGCUAGUCCUCUGUGUGGUCCGUAUCGCAGCGUUGUGAGGAUGAUCGGGUCCAAUCUCCCACUGGCACCAACUCCACGCGUCCACUUUCAGAUUCCUCUGGUUACUAACAGGCCAUAUGGAUACGUUGAUACAGUGGACACACCAGCAGUCCCCUCGUUCGCUGAUGUCCAGUGGGUAUUUGAUGAUGAAGGGGAGAGUUUUGCCAGGACCAGGAACCAUUUACCUCCAAAGAAGACCCAAGAUCUGAUCAGAAACCCUCGACUGCCUCCGACUCAAGCCCAGAGAGGAGGAACAGCUGUUAGACAGAAAACUAAUCCCGAAGCCCUACAAAAGAUCUCCGAGUUGGAGAGCGAACUGCUCAAACUCCGAGCUCAGAUAGCCAGGAUCGUUACUGCUGCUCCAUGCUCGGGUCUUACCGAGUCCCAGAAUCCUCCAGGUUCCCCUUUGAUGUUCCCUUCUUCAGCGCCGGCUCUCACCUCCACGCCUCGCAGUGCUGCUGCUCCUCCUCCUCCUCCACCACCUCCACUUCCUCCCUGCAUAACCACCUCCACCGAGACGGCAUCCGUGUUAGAGCUGAUCCAACAGCGCCACAUAAAGGAAACCGAUGCAGGUCUGCAGCAGACAAGGCUCAGCAAAGAGUUGAACAACAAACACCUUCCUUCCAUGCUGGAUGUUCUGAAGGACUUAAACCAAGUGAAACUGCGCUCAGUGCAAAGAUCACCGGGGGGUACACCAGCCAGGCGGAGACGCAGUAGAAGAAGCGCUGCGCUGCUUAGCGACCCAGCAGCUCUCAUUGCUGAGGCGUUAAAGAAGAAGUUCGCCCAGCAUCGACACAACGUCUCCUCAGACAAGGAGAAUUCGGUGGAGCUCUCUCCGUUUGGCAGUCCAGAAUCACCUCAGGUUUCUCUCCACAACAGACGCAGUCUGGGGCGCCGACAUUUUUAAUCUGUUU